This is a messenger RNA of Stylophora pistillata, 2131 nucleotides long. RefSeq lists its product as uncharacterized. Lineage: Eukaryota; Metazoa; Cnidaria; Anthozoa; Scleractinia; Pocilloporidae. The record is from RefSeq and is a predicted model, not a curated record.
CAUUCUCAGUUGAGGUUGUAGUUAUAAACUAUUACGACUUAUGCUCGUUUAUGCAAACAGCUUGCGACAACACUCAUAGAAAGAUUAUAGCCAGACGCCCUAGAAAUUCGAUUCGGUAUGAAAAUAACUUGUGACUUGAUGAUCCUUGUCCUUGUGGGUUUGAAUUUCAAUUACUUUUGUGCGGUUGGUGCCACGACUGAAGACCUGCAAAUGAAAGUUAACGAACCCUCCAGCUUUCGACCCUCAUCGUCUGAAAUGUGUGACAUGUUGGAAAAGGCAAACCUCGAAAACCGUGGCUUUCGAAAAGAAGUUGUCAGGAAGUCGUUUCUGAAGCCUGGAAGAACAAGAUCGGAUUUUGAGACGGUGUACAAUUAUGAAAAGGUGGUGAACUGCUCUGCUGGAGCCAUUCAAAAAACGGGAGUGGAAUUGAACACAUCUUUACCAGGUGCUUUCGGAAAGGAAAUGUCUCGCUGGGUAACAAAAGAAGUGAAAGGCAAGCAUUUCGACAAGAAUGGAAGGUGUACAAUGGGACUGGAAGUUGAUUUUAGGGGAGGCAAAGCCUGUGAUGUGAGAAGCAAGAGUAAGAAUGUCAAGAAAAGGAUCCGUAGACUGUUUGGCUUCAAUAUCAGGGCAUCUAUAAGACUCAGACUCAAGGGUGUGGUUUUCAGAGUUCCUAGUUAUAACUAUACCAGCAUGGUGGGUUAAUCAUAUUUUCAAACCUUAUUCUAUGGAAUGAUAGCGUGGAUCUCAGCUCGAAAACCAGUGCUUGAUGUUUUUUGUUGCUGAUAUUUUCAUAGUUUGAAUUCCGAUCUUGAGUGACACACGGCAAACAGCUUUCAGCUUUUCAGGCUCGUAAAGUUACCGAAUCUUUCGAGGAACGAGCCCCAGGAUAAAAAAGAAAUCAAGAUAUACACUUAGAGACCAUUCUCUAUUUACUACCGCCGGGAUGGGGGGGAGGGGGGCUGGAGGAUUUUUGCUGUGUCCAAAUGGAAUCUACCUGACCCCCUGAGACUGUGUAGAAUUCUAAAGAUCCCCCUUCUUUUUUGGUCAGUUUCUUCUACCUCCAUUUUAUGCCCUCUUAACGACGACUGAUAUCCCCUCCGACUCCCUGCACACCUGUAACCCCUUCGCCCCCUCAAGCUUGAAUAUAGAUUGAUCCUUUUCCUAAAAGUGUGUUGAGAACUGUAGCUGCAUUCAAAACUGCGCUACUGCACAUUUUUAUACCGUCUUUGAAGUACGCAAGACGGGAAAUUUUCCUGUGACUGUUUCGCUAAGUAGAGCUGAAUGAUUUUGUAACAAUCUGCGCACCCUGAUUAGAGGAGUUUCGGAUGCUCUGUUGAAAGAGGGACCCAAACUUUUUCACUUAAAUUGAAAUUUCUAAUCAAGAAAAUUUAAACUGUUGUUGGUUAUAAUUGUGUGAUAGAACUGUUGGUUAAUUGCAGCAAAUGAGAGGCAAUAAAACGAGGAUCAAAAUGCAGAAAAUUAUCAUGCGUGCUAUCUCGGCUAGAAUUCCUAGUUUUAAUUUUCCACAAAAAAGGGAAAAAGACGCAUAAGUGAUCCUCUUUCUACUAAAUGAGAUAGAGAUUAGGUGAGGGUGAUGAAGCUGCAUAUAAAGUAAAGCCGAAAAGAGAUUUAUCCUAAUGACUUGAGUAUCCUAAAUUGUGUUUAAACCGAUUUACUGUACUCUGAAAAAAAUUUCUGCACGUCAGAUUUCUUUUGCUUGGUGAAGGAUGUUCAAAUGCAGAGCGACAUUUCAUUUCAAAUCAAAAUGAAAAUCAAUUUCCCUAAACACAGCAUUUUAUUGAGCCAAACUACAGGGAACUCAAGUAUCUGCCUUAUCAAAACAGUCUUCCCUACUUUUCAUAGUGUUCAGUAUCCAAAUCGGGCCCUGUACUGAGAUCAAAACAAAGCGCCAUACUGUGGCAAAUCAAGUAAUAUCUUGUAACUAAUCAAUGCGUGGCACAAUGCCUAAUGAAGCGCUGUAAUGAGCUUAAUCAAAUACCUGUACUCUGCUUUACCAAAAUGCUUUGCUGUGUCUAUUUGCAGCAAUCAAAUAGCUCUCCUGUGUUUAAUUAAAGCGUUGCACUGAGCUUGAUUUAAGCGCCUUUCGUGCACUGCGAGAAUCGCCAUG